CAGGGAAAAUAUAGUGAAGUAAAAGUAGUCAAAAAUAUAAAUAGUAAAGUACAGAUACCCCAAAAAACGACUUAAGUAUUUUUACUUGAGUACUUUACACCACUGUGUGUGUGUGUGUACACGUGUACACGUGCAUGUAACACAGAAGGCACCAGUGAGAGGAUCAGAGGGGACCAUAUAGUGCAUUCUAGCUUCCUGUCUCCCUGUGUGUAACAGUGAGUACAGUUUGAGUGAUGUCAGACGUGAUCUCAUCUCUGCACUGGGAGCAUCAGACUGACCAAUCAGUAGUGAGGGAGGUGCAACAGGGUUUAAAAGCAAAGUUGUUUCUCUGAAAAUCAACAUUUCCGCCUGGCUCUUCAUCAUUGGCGAGGGAAUCUCGAUGCUAUCCGCCAAACGAGAAGCUACAAAAUGAAUUAUGUUUCUGGAUUCCUUUCAAUCGUUAUUGCUUUGUUCAUCUCUUCAACAGGGGCUGAAAAUGUGGUGUAUGGUCAGGUGGGAGGGACGGUCACACUCCCCAGAUUGAAGUGGGGUUCAGAAAAGGUGACGGUACAAUGGUACUUUGGGAUGGACCAAAAAUCUUUGAUAUUCCGCAACGCCCAGGGUCGAGAGACAAUAGAUCCAGAGUGGAAAGACAGGCUGUCUCUGUCCAAGACAGACUUCUCCCUGAUCAUCAACAAAAUCAGACUGGAGGACUUCAAAUCCUUCAAAUGUGAACUGAAAGAUUUCAGGCCAACACAAAUGACCUCAGUCACCACAUUCAGACUGUCCCGUGUGAGUGUACAGCCAGUCUCUCCCCUGUUGGCUGGGAAGAAUCUUAAUCUGAAUUGUGACAUAAAGGAAAUAUUUGAGGGGACACAGAGAAGAUGGCUUAGUCCCCAGAAACAGGACCUGAACAAGGACAAGCGUGCCCAGAUUGGAAAUAACGGGGGCCUGACAGUAAUGAAUGUCACUGGCCAAGACAAUGGAGAGUGGACCUGUGUGGUGACAUACCAGGGCAGGGAAGCCUAUGCCAACACCCCUGUUACUGUAAUAGACCUCUACCCUGCUCAUCCACAGCCUAUCUACACCUCUGUCUCCUCCCUCUCUCUUCUUCAUCUGCCAUGUUUCUUUUCCAUUCCGCUUCCUCUAUCCUGGUCAGACAGCCAGGAGAAGAGCAUCCAGGGAGGCCGCUGGACCUUUACCCCAAGCCCAGCGGCAGGCUCCCUCACUGGGGUCGUCCAGACCCUCGCCAACCUCUCCCCGGGGCCUCCAUUAGCCUGGGUGGCCAAUCAGAAGAGAGGGCUGGAUGUCUCAGCCCUGCAGAGGAAAAGUAUAAACCUCUCCCUGUCAAAGAAAGGGGUGACAGAGGGGGACAGGGGCGACUACACCUGCGCUGUGGAGUUCCAGAGGGACGACACCCUGAAGAGAGAAAUGCGUGUGGAGGUGCUACAGGUGUUUACCUCUCCAGGUCCAGUGGCCUUUUUAGGUCAGGAGGUCAACCUCACCUGUACCCUGGGCCAGCCUCUGACCUCUGACCUGGAAGUGAAAUGGAUCCCACCACAUCACUCCUCCCUCCUCCCUUUAGACUCCUCCCCCCACCCCACCCUUCUCACCAUCCCCGUAGCGACGUAUGGAAAUGGUGGGAGGUGGAGGUGUGAAUUGUGGAGGAACAAAACCAAGCUGACAUCAGUGGAGAUCACUCUGAAGAUAGAGCGAGUCCCCAUGGACGUGUGGCUGUUGGUCACCAUCUGUGCCGCAGCCGUCAUCUUCGUCCUCCUCCUCAUCCUCACUGUCAUCCUCAUCCGACGCCGCAGACAGCAGGUGAUGAUGCCCAGACGUGGCAAACGCAGAUUCUGCAACUGCCAAGACCCCAAACCAAAAGGAUUCUACAGAAACUAGAGAUAUUGUACAGACCGGAAUCCCUGUCAAUGGACAAUGUGUCUACUGUUUUGUCUUAGCUCUUCUAUUCUGACACAAAGAAACACCAAAAGGACAAAAGAAGCAAGAAAGAAGAUGUUUUCAUGUGAUAUUUGAUCAUAGAUUUCACAAGUGUAUAUUGUCAUGCUUUAUGACCUAUGAUUGAGCUACAAUUGAACAAAUACUGUAUAUAAAUAUGUAUUGCUACUG
Messenger RNA from Oncorhynchus keta (chum salmon), 2106 nucleotides. RefSeq lists its product as uncharacterized. Gene Ontology annotation, molecular function: protein tyrosine kinase binding; MHC class II protein binding. The transcript is spliced from 11 exons. Gene Ontology annotation, cellular component: external side of plasma membrane; membrane raft. Lineage: Eukaryota; Metazoa; Chordata; Actinopteri; Salmoniformes; Salmonidae. The record is from RefSeq and is a predicted model, not a curated record. The coding region runs from base 409 to 1878 and encodes 489 amino acids. Gene Ontology annotation, biological process: T cell activation; interleukin-15-mediated signaling pathway; positive regulation of ERK1 and ERK2 cascade.